AUGGUGGUUUACCAGGGAAGAACCAAUGAUGUCUUCUGGGUCUUCCAGAAGACGACUGUCCACAGUGCUGUGAUAACAUAUGGUAUCCCUGUCAUCUUCAGUACCAUCAACUUUGCUGUGCCAGUCAUCAUUAACCAACUGCCCAGGUGUGAGAACUACCUCAGUGGAAAGGAUGUCCUCAGAGUAACAAUCCUGAGAACUUUCAUUCUGAGGAUUUCAAAUCUGUUUGCUUUGAUCAUUUCUCUGUACAAGAAGACAACAGUAAAGAAAGGUGGACCAGAGUACUGUGUGGGGACUCUGAUAGGCCAGGAGCUAUAUAAACUGGUCAUAGUGGAUACAUUGCUACAGUCCAGUUUACAGUUCCUCUACUCAAGAUGUUCAUAUCUGUGGACAAGGGAGAAGAAGGAAUUCCUGAUGUCCUCUGCCAUAUUAGUCAUAGUUUAUAGACAAGCUUUGAUAUGGACUGGCACCCUGGCCUGUCCUGUACUCCCCCUGGUGGGCAGUAUGUCAGUCUUGCUGUUCUUUGCAGUGAACUACAGCACAGUGGUGACCAGCUGUAAACCUCCUGAAAACAGAUGGAACCAGUCUAGACACAGUACUCUGUUUAUAGGUCUACUUACUGUCACCUUACUGAUACUACUGGUACCUGUGGCUGUUAUCAUUGGCAGGUUAGUNAGUCAAGGGUGCAGCUGA
Molecule: messenger RNA, 693 nt
Organism: Lingula anatina
Lineage: Eukaryota; Metazoa; Brachiopoda; Lingulata; Lingulida; Lingulidae
Product: transmembrane channel-like protein 7
Cellular component (GO): plasma membrane
Molecular function (GO): mechanosensitive monoatomic ion channel activity
Source: RefSeq, a predicted model, not a curated record